GAAGGCGGUUGGGAUGGUGGCGAAUCAUAAUUAUCAUCAGAUUCAUCGCCAUCGUCCACCACCACCACCGAACCCAUCCCAUCCAUCCAUCCCUCCUCUUCGUCCUUCCUUGAAUUCCCGAUUUCGUUCUGCAGCAACCGAAAGCUCUCUCGAAUUACCUCCCUCCUCGGCCUUCCUUCUUCAGCCCGUCCGUUGCUGUGGCAGCUGCGGGGACAACCGAAACGAGAAGCUUCUUCUUCUUCUUCUUCUUCUUCGUGUUCCCUCGGUUUAUGCCGUCGGACUGAUUCCCGGCGGGCCCUGAGAGGGUGGAUAGCGCUCCGCGUUGCCGGAAGGGCGAUGGCGAAUUUGUAUGUGAAGGCGGUGCCGCCGGCGGAUCUGAACCGGAACACCGAGUGGUUCAUGUACCCUGGAGUGUGGACCACCUACAUUCUCAUCCUCUUCUUCUCCUGGCUCCUCGUCCUCUCCCUCACCGCCUGCUCUCCCGGCAUGGCCUGGACCGUCGUCAACCUCUCCCACUUCCUCGUCACUUACCACUUCUUCCAUUGGAAGAAAGGAACCCCUUUCUCAGAAGAUCAAGGAAUCUACAAUAGCCUGACAUGGUGGGAGCAAAUGGACAAUGGGAAACAGCUCACACGGAACAGAAAGUUUCUUACUGUUGUACCGGUGGUGCUUUACUUGAUAGCAUCUCACACAACCGACUACCAGAAUCCUAUGCUCUUCCUGAACACACUUGCUGUGAUAGUGCUAGUUGUUGCCAAAUUUCCUAAUAUGCACAAGGUCCGAAUCUUUGGAAUCAAUGCAGACAAAUGAUCGGACUCCCAAGGACCUUUGAGUAUGAUCUAAUGAGAAGUGGGCUGUUGGUCUGCUUCAUCUAUGUAUAAGUCAGACCAGUGUAUGCUCGAAUAGUGUUAUCGUGCGGAUUGCUUUUGCAGGCUCUGUCAUAUAAGUGUAGCAGUUUACUUAUGUACAGCAAAGAAACUCCACCUAUCCAGAUAACAGAGCAAGCACUUGUUGCUUUUGUCAGUGUAUAGCGCAUCGUCAGUGUUAUAUCAGUACAUCCGUUGCUUUUUAUUAUGGUAAAAUUUCUGUACUCUUUUAUGUUCUA
Messenger RNA from Eucalyptus grandis, 1105 nucleotides. RefSeq names its product ORM1-like protein 3. Gene Ontology annotation, biological process: ceramide metabolic process; negative regulation of ceramide biosynthetic process; intracellular sphingolipid homeostasis. Gene Ontology annotation, cellular component: endoplasmic reticulum membrane. The record is from RefSeq and is a predicted model, not a curated record. The coding region runs from base 337 to 810 and encodes 157 amino acids. Lineage: Eukaryota; Viridiplantae; Streptophyta; Magnoliopsida; Myrtales; Myrtaceae. The transcript has 3 exons.